AACGACAAAAAGAUACUGUCAAACGGUGCUGGCGAUGCCCGAGGUCAAUCGGUUUUCCACUUUCAUCGACUUCCGUUUCUAUAGACCUUCAGAAGUUGCUCUUGUUCUUCAGUGUGGGGAGUGCUCAACAGUGACAAGGUCGCUUAACAGUGUGCAAGUAGAAGAUACGUUCUCUGUAGUGUUGUGUACGAUCGGUCGAGCGGCUUUCACUUUUGCUACAACUGUUUGCAUUGCAAGAGAAAACACAAAAUCAGCAGUAUGGCUUUGAAUGUAUUUACCUUGCUUAUGAACUUGUUGGUUUUAAUUUGUUUCGUCUCGAAUACGUUGGCCUACGAUCCGAGUGACAAAUCGUUGAAGGAUAUUCUACUUCCGGAGGGACAGUUCGAAGCGUUUUAUCUGAAAGGAUCACAGGAUGAGGAACAAAACGCGGUCAGACCGGCGCAUCUUCAUGGAUCGUUUCACCAGUACAAGAAUCCCGCUCUCGUUGGAGCACCCAACAGUGCUGCAUACGGUUUCCGUUUCGAUGGAAAGCGUCGUUUCAAUUACGAUUAAAUUGCAAUGAAUUCUUUGAAAUCUAGUUUCAAUGUCUCCUGUUAUAGAUUUAGAAAUUUCUAACAAGUGCAAUGUAUUCUAUAUAUGUAUGUAUGCAUCUAGGUGCUGUUUGUUAAGUAGUUCAACGGAGAGAUAAAACACUUUAAAGUA
Messenger RNA from Osmia bicornis bicornis, 702 nucleotides. RefSeq lists its product as uncharacterized. The transcript is spliced from 3 exons. NCBI's taxonomy places the organism in Eukaryota, Metazoa, Arthropoda, Insecta, Hymenoptera, Megachilidae. The coding region runs from base 259 to 552 and encodes 97 amino acids. The record is from RefSeq and is a predicted model, not a curated record.